GCUUGGUUGUGGUUAAUGGUUCGGGUUUGGAGGUGCUUGGACAGAUUUCUGUUGAAAUUGGGUUGAAUAAGCGAACCGAGACCGGAAAUUUGGUUGUUUUGAGGUGUUUGAAGAACUUUACACCACUUUUAGGCAGAGAUUGGCUUGACAUGUUCUAUCCUGGCUGGAAAACUCAGUUUUUACCGGCAAAUAUCAUUGGAAAUUUGGAUUACAAAUCAACUGACACAGUUUUAGGUAAUCUGAAACUGAAAUACAACAAAGUGUUCUCUAAAGACUUUACUGAACCAAUUACAGGGUACCAAGCUGAUCUGACCUUUAAAUCAGAACAACCAAUUUUCAAGAAGGCGUAUCAAGUUCCGUACAAGAUCAAAGACAAAUUUAAUGAGCAUUUGGACAUGUUGGAGCGACAGGGAGUGAUCACACCGAUCAAGGCGAGCGAGUGGGCUUCGCCAGUUAUUGCGAUUGUGAAAAAGGAUGGGGAUUUACGCAUGAUUCAAAUUGGGCGACACGUGGCUACGGCGCACAGACAUCAGCUGAAGGCGUUGCACGUUCCCAAACGUGGGUCCGCGAAGAUGUGUUUUGCGGCCAACAGUUACAAACGCAACUUCUCCUCAAUCGAUGACGAUGGAGGAUUACUCGGGCAUUCGAGGGAUUACGCGGUGUAUCGUAAGCAGAGAAAGGUUGACAACGAAUCCCGCAGUCCUGUUAGAACGAGGUCGAGGGCCAGAUUGGAGAACCAGCAGGGACACAAUUAGCAGAUCUACCUUUGCGUUCAGGUGCAAGUUCUAAGAAAUGCACAGUCGAACCAAUCAUCAUGAAAAAUACAUUUUUGCGCUGAAUUAAAGUGAAUUUGAAAUUAUAUUUCUUUCUGAUAUUGUUAACAGUGUAGUAUAUAAGCAGUGAAAUGAAAUUAAGUUUAUAUUCUCGAUAAAUAUGAAAUCAAAUACAAAUUAGAAAGAAUUUGCUUUAGAGGGAAGAUCUUGUAGUGUCCAGAUAAAAUUAUCAAUAAUAAUUAACCGUGUUCGGUAAAACCGAUUGAAUAUGAUCGGGAUGAACUCGCAACGAUCGAGUGAGAUCGGGAACGAUCGUGCGAGGUCGUGCAGGUAUAAAAAGGCAUUUUUAUUUAAUAAAAGAUUCAUUCGAAUCUAGCCGUCAGCGAG
This is a messenger RNA of Culex pipiens pallens (northern house mosquito), 1160 nucleotides long. RefSeq lists its product as uncharacterized. Lineage: Eukaryota; Metazoa; Arthropoda; Insecta; Diptera; Culicidae. The transcript is spliced from 2 exons. The record is from RefSeq and is a predicted model, not a curated record. The coding region runs from base 150 to 755 and encodes 201 amino acids.